AUGGCCCAGAACGAAAGCCUUGUCGACGUCUUGAUAGUCGGUGCAGGCCCAGUAGGUCUAAUCACAGCCUACCAACUGGCCCGAUUCGGGGGCGGCGUCUCCGUGCGCAUUGUCGAGAAAAGCCCAAGACCCGUCCAGGAUGCAUACGGUCGCGCCAUCACUCUUUUCCCACGAACCAGCGAGAUGCUGGAUCAGCUGGACUUGGCAGACGAGCUACUGCAAGAGGCCUUCGCAUGCCGGGAGACAGCUGCCUAUAAUUCGCGAGGCGAAGAGGUAAAUGGAAGGGGCUGGAGCUUCAUGAACCAAAUGAAGGACACUGCCUUCGACUUUCCCCUCGUGUUGAGGCAGAAAUACCAGGAGGAGAUAUACAGAAAGGCGCUGAAAAGGCACGGCAUCGAGGUAGAAGCACCUGUCGAGCUCGUCGGAGUUGACAUUGACAACGCGGCCUCGUCAAGCUGCCAUUCUAUCACCGCCACAGUCCAAGACGCCGAGAAGCGUGUUCUUGGGACUAUUAAAUGCAAACGACUCAUCGGAGCCGAUGGUGGUCGCUCUUCAGUCCGACGUUUGCUAUCCAUUCCCUUCGAAGGCACGACGAGCGAAGAUAAAUGGGUUCGGGUGGACGGUUACGUCAGGACAGACUUGCCUAAACCCCGUACGUACUGCUCAAUCGAGUCUCUAACUCAUGGUAACGUGCUAUGGGUUGGUUUAGAUCGCGGCGCGACUCGAAUUGGCUACGCCUUCACUGACGACCGCGCUAAUGCGUAUGCCGAGUUCGACGAGCAAGCUGCUAUCACAGAAGCCAUCGCGGCGGUCAAGCCGUUUAGUCUUGAGUUCGAACAGGUCGAGUGGUGGACCAUAUAUACUGUGGGUCAACGGGUUGCGAGAAACUUCUCCGUCAAUAAUCGAGUGUUCCUCGUCGGCGACGCAUGCCAUACUCAUUCCUCAGGUGCGGCGCAGGGACUAAAUACGGGUAUUCACGAUACGGUAAACCUAUCUUGGAAGCUCUCGAUGGUUCUUAGGGGCCUGGCACUCCCUAUGCUACUAGAUACCUAUGAGAUGGAGAGGCGACCAAACGUCCUAAAGCUUAUCCGCUAUGAUGCGGAUAUAAGCCGUCUUAUGACUAAUCGGUUACCUGAGACUUGGCAAGGAGAACCUACAGCUGAUGUCAACGAAGUCCUUGGACAGAUCAUGGAAGAGGCUGGAACCUUCAGCAGCGGGUUAAGCAUCGCCUACGAGCCCACGAUAGAUAAUCCACUUGUUAGUUCUACUCAGUCAUCCGGGCAGCUUAAGCCUGGAAUGAGAGCACCAGAUAUCCCUCUCCUGAAACCCGGUACUUUCGAGCGUACGCGCCUGAUCCGAGAGACCCCGAAUGUAGGAUCUUUCUAUGUGGUCUUUUUUGUUGCGGGGGGCUUACAAGGCUUGCCAAUGGCCAGUCUUCAGACGAUCAAGCAAUCAAAACUCCUUAAUGAGUAUAUCAUAAAUCGCUCUAUUACUAACUUGACCAUCCUUCCAACAAAAGUCCCUUCGGUAUAUGGCUCACUUGGACGUGCCUACUUUGACAUUGAAACACAGACAGGCUACCAGCGGUAUGGCGUCAAUCUAGAUCGUGGAGGUAUCGUUGUCAUACGGCCUGAUGGUUGGAUAUUCGCUCUGAUAUCCGUAGAUACUGAUGUAACUCGUGAGUUAGAGUCCCUGUUCAGGGGUAUACUAUAUGAUCCUCUACGAGAGUGUACGCAAUGAAUAGAAAUGAAGCUUCGUCUGAGCCUUUACCAUUGCGCUCGUCUCAUUCAUCAUCGAUACUUUAAUCUGGAUACGAUUUUACCAUCAUUACAUGAUCAUGAGUUGUCGUCAUGGGAGGGUAACAAUUAUCCUCAUUCAUCCGAGAAAAAGCACCUCUACAUGAUACCUCCCUACCCAACGGUAUUAGCUCACGUAUGCCGAUAUCGGCGAGAAAAGAGGCUAUUCCCAUGAUCAUACCCUCUUCACCCCACGCGUA
Molecule: messenger RNA, 1996 nt
Organism: Xylaria bambusicola
Lineage: Eukaryota; Fungi; Ascomycota; Sordariomycetes; Xylariales; Xylariaceae
Product: FAD binding domain-containing protein
Exons: 3
Coding region: 1-1740 (579 amino acids)
Molecular function (GO): FAD binding
Source: RefSeq, a predicted model, not a curated record